Funneliformis mosseae is the source of this 1092-nucleotide messenger RNA. The record is from the annotation of a GenBank genome assembly. NCBI's taxonomy places the organism in Eukaryota, Fungi, Glomeromycota, Glomeromycetes, Glomerales, Glomeraceae.
AUGUCCGAGUCAAAAAAACUUGGUGAGCUUGUAGUUAUCGCCAUCAGGGCUAAAAACUUAGCUACUCGCGAUAUUAUCGGUAAAGGAGAUCCGUUUGUUACUUUUCGUAUAGGUGAAGAAGCAAAAAGAAUAAAGGCAGAAAAAAAGGGUGGACAACAUCCUGAAUGGGAUGAAGAAGUACGUUUUGACCUUGUGGAUAAUCCAAACAACAAGAAAAUGAAAAUUCAGGUUCUUAACGAAGAUAAAAGAGAACAUAUCCUUAUUGGUGACUCUUUUAUAGAUUUAUCUCAAGUUUUAGAAAAUGGAGAGUGGGAUGAUUGGCACGAAAUUAAAUAUCGUAACAAGUAUGCUGGCGAGGUCUUCCUUGAGAUGACAUUUUAUUAUGCUGAUGCACCGCCACCACAAAAACAAUUGCAAGCACAACAUCAACGACCACAACCUACAAGUGCACCCCCUUCUAUACCUUUUCAACCUCCUCCACCUCAACCAAACUCUUACGGACCAAGCGCAACACCUUACCCUCCUGUUGUGACGAAUCAACCACCUAUGUCGGCUCCAUCUGCUGUUGGAUAUCCUCCUCAAAAUGUUUAUCCUUCAUCUCCUCCCCUAUCUCAACCACCUCAAUUCUUUGGUCCUCAACGGACUCAAUCGCCCGUUUCUUCUCAAUAUCCACCAGUGUCAACUUCGGUAUAUCCGCCACAAGCGCAAGCAUCACAAGUACCAAAUGUAUACCCAACACAACAAGCACGAGUAUAUCCUCAAAUGGGAGGAGCUUAUCCGCCAAUAUCUUCUCCUCCUGAAAGCGGUAAUCUAGCUUUUCCAGUACCAGUUCCGACCCCUGGUGGAGCGUCACCAUUUGGCGGACCAUAUCCUUCAUAUAAUGCAUAUCCUCCAUCUUCAGACUUUAAUGCUUCACCUCAACCUCCUUCAUCUGGCGGUUAUCAACAAUCUCCUUAUCCACCUAAUAAUGCUUAUCCUCCGUCAUCCGGAGGAAGCACAUAUCCACCACCACCACAAAACACCUAUAGUCAAGGUUACCCUUACCCGCCUAAUCCUAAUCCUAAUCCUUAUCCGCCAAAUGGUCCUUACUAA